AUGUCCGGUGUCAAGACAUCGCUGCCCCGAAAUAUCAGGCAAUGGCAGGAUGAAAUAGCUAGGAUGAAUCUCACAGGCCAGACUGUACACGGUGCGAAGCUUGCAUCUGCCUCUAAAGUUGAGCAGGAGCAAUUUCUGUUAUUCCAUGUUCUAUGGGUAUCUCGACGUAUGGAUGAGUUGCCGAGAAUAUCGUCCGGCAUCAGCGAGUGGAUCUCAGAGGCGGAUACAAUGCUAGGAGGUUAUAAGUCAUGGGAAACAUAUUGUCGGUCGUUUUUUAGUCCGAAUAUUGAAGAAGGGAAUUUUGCGGUUGCCCGGCAGUAUCAACUUGAGGUUACCGAUACCCAAGAUGACACAGAUCUCCAAACCUUUGUAACUCCUAUCGCACAUCGAACAUGUGCCCGUGCUCGUGAACGUGAUAACCCGACAGCCGAUGACCAUAUGGAGACACCUUCGAAGUCCACCAAUAUCAGGCUUGAAGAUCCCUUUGUCAGUCCGAAGACCCCAGCCCAAGAGACCUCAGUUCAAGACACCCCGGUUCAAAAGAUCUCAGCCCAAGAGACCCCGGUUCAUGAGACCCCGAGUCCAUUCCAGCCUAUAACGCCUGGCCCAAAAGAACUGGAAAACGUGCUGUACCCUCCCACAAAGGAUGAGCAGAUAGUGAACUGUGCACUCAUCCUCUUUCUGAAUGCGCUGACCAUGCAUUUUAACCUAACCCAUAAACGGACGCUACAUAGAAAGGCCUUCAAAGCUAACUUUGAGAAGGCUAGUUUCGAAGCAAGGAUUGACGGAUAUCUCGAUGAUCGCCGGGAAAAGCAAAAGUUAUGUCGAGGUGAAACCUGUCAAACGAUCAAAGAAGUCGAUUCGUAUCCAAAUGCAGGAGGGCGCCCAAAUGGUUUCUUGGAUAAAAAGUGA
Messenger RNA from Aspergillus nomiae NRRL 13137, 912 nucleotides. RefSeq lists its product as uncharacterized. Bases 1 to 912 code for a protein of 303 amino acids. Lineage: Eukaryota; Fungi; Ascomycota; Eurotiomycetes; Eurotiales; Aspergillaceae. The record is from RefSeq and is a predicted model, not a curated record. The transcript has 2 exons.